Molecule: messenger RNA, 728 nt
Organism: Panicum virgatum (switchgrass)
Lineage: Eukaryota; Viridiplantae; Streptophyta; Magnoliopsida; Poales; Poaceae
Exons: 2
Source: RefSeq, a predicted model, not a curated record
AUCUGGUCUCAAGGCAACGGCAACGGCAACUGCAACCAAUGGCAGCGCGGCGGCUGCUCCUGCUCGUCUUCGUCGUCCUCCUCCUCGUCGGCCGGCAACCGGACGCUGCUGGUGUCGUUCCUCCUGGCGGGGCAGUCCAACAUGGGCGCCACGAGCGGCGGCAGCUGGGACGUGCCGCCCGAGUGCGCGCCCUCGCCGCGCAUCCUCCGCCUCUCCCCGGAGCUCCGGUGGGAGGAGGCCCGCGAGCCGCUGCACCGGGGCAUCGACCUCCACAACGUGCUGGGCGUCGGCCCCGGGAUGCCCUUCGCCCACGCCGUCCUGCGCUCGCGGCGCCUCCCGCCGCACGCCGCCGUCGGCAGGGCAAGUUCAUGGACCUGGUCAGGGAGGCUCAGAGGCGGGUGCUCAGCAGCGUGGGCAACCCCAUUACUCCAACACGUGGACGCCAAGGGCCUGGCCGUGGCCAAGGACUACACGCACCUCACCACGCCGCCUCAGGUGAAGCUCGGCACCAUGCUAGCCAACUCCUACCUAGCCACGCUCGCUGCUAAAUUAAGCUCAUUAGUCAGGAACCAAAACCAAUUAAGUGGGAGUCUUGUUAUGUCAAUUUGUGCAAAGCAAUCAGCGUUGUCAACACCAGCAAGCACAAUUUGUUUAUUUAUUUAUUUAUUUAUUUAUUACUGAAGUAGCAGUUCCUCUGCUAGCAGCUAGAUGAGCGAGACACACUACUA